Molecule: messenger RNA, 873 nt
Organism: Staurois parvus
Lineage: Eukaryota; Metazoa; Chordata; Amphibia; Anura; Ranidae
Source: the annotation of a GenBank genome assembly
GUUGCCUCCAAAAUCCGAUACCUACACGAGUACCACCACCGCGUCAUCCAUAAUACUUAUCCGGUGCCAACGGGAACUGACAUUGCCAACACCCUGAAGUAUUUCUCUCAGACACUGUUAAGCGUCCUGCGAGAUUCUCCGUCGGAACGAGGCCAACAAAGCCGGGAUGCCCAAUUGUCCGAGUACCCUUCUUUGGAUUAUCAGGGGCUCUAUGUGACAUUGGUUACCUUGUUGGACCUGGUGCCCUUACUCCAACAUGGCCAACAUGACUUGGGACAAUCGAUAUUUUAUACAACCGCUUGCCUGUUACCGUUUCUGAGUGACGAUAUACUGAGCACCUUGCCGUACACCAUGAUCUCCACAUUGGCCACAUUCCCUCCCUUCCUGCACAAGGACAUCACCGAGUAUCUCAGUACGUCCUUCCUGCCCAUGGCCAUCUGCUCCAGAGGAAGAGAAGGGAAUGUUCCACAACAUGUUAACCUCUCCGCCUCAUCAAUGCUUAUGAUUGCAAUGCAGUACACCUCCAACCCAGUCUAUCACUGUCAGCUCCUGGAGUGUCUCAUGAAGUACAAGCAGGAAGUGUGGAAAGAUCUGUUGUACGUCAUCGCCUAUGGACCCUCCCAGGUCAAGCCGCCAGCCGUGCAGAUGCUGUUUCAUUAUUGGCCGAACCUGAAACCCCCGGGGGCGAUCAGCGAAUACCGCGGGCUGCAGUACACGGCCUGGAAUCCCAUCCACUGUCAGCACAUAGAAUGCCACAACGCCAUCAACAAGCCCGCUGUAAAGAUGUGUAUCGAUGCCGCGCUCUCGGUGGCUUUGGGUGACAAACCUCCCCCGUUAUACCUGUGUGAGGAGUGCAGCCAGAGGAUUGCCGGG